Molecule: messenger RNA, 2838 nt
Organism: Rhagoletis zephyria (snowberry fruit fly)
Lineage: Eukaryota; Metazoa; Arthropoda; Insecta; Diptera; Tephritidae
Source: RefSeq, a predicted model, not a curated record
AUGGACGAAACCAACACGGAAUUAGAUUCCUUUACAGCGGCGAUGCUAGCUCGUGUCAGGGCCCGCAAGGAACAGCUUGACAGAUUGGAAAACGAUGAGGACACUGAGGCUUUAGGCGAAAAUGAAAACAACAAAAGCUCCAGUGAGGGAAGCCUCAGUGACGAUGAUGACAGUCUCUUGUUGAGCAACAUGCCAAACGAUGACAAGGAUCGACAUGUGCGAAAGUCCAUUUCGAUGUUGCUUAAUGUCCGCGAGCCCGUGCUGCCUGUUCAGGAUGAGCCUGAUGUUCACGAGAGUCCGGCCAAGUUUGCCACUACCACCCGACUGAAUAAGCGCCUCUGUCGACUGACUGAGCUUUACCAUGACGAAACCGAAGGAACAAAAGUGCUCACUCAAAACAAAGUCAACAUUGCCCCCGCAACAGAGGAGGUAGAAAAGCCCAAAGUUGGUCUCAAGGAUCGCCUGAACAACCUGACGCGGUUCUACUAUCCAAUUCACGAGGAUGAUGACGUGUCCAAGCCGAGCACUCCUUCUAAACAGCCUUCUUCUCAGUGCCCGACUAUUAACACUCCGAUUCUGGUCAACAAGACAAAGAUUGUCAAAUUCAUUGAGCAGUUUGACACACCAAACAAGCCACAAAGCCCAGAAAAAGUUGUCAAAAAGAUUCAGCCGCCUACACCGGCUGUUGUCUCCAAGCCAGCUAACCCUGCCCCAAUGAAAAAGACCAGUGUUGCCGAUUUAAAGAAGCUAUUUGAGAACAAGGCCGAGGAGGAGCAAUCAAAGCCGAAGGAGGUUGCACCGGAGAUGUUGUCACUUCGAGAGAAAAGACGUUUGUUUGAAAAGGCAAUUCGCGAAGAAUCGGAGGCUUCAAAAAACGUGUAUCGAGGAGGUCAACGUCGAGUAAUGGAGUUGUCGCCAACCAGAUCGGAUGAAGGUGAUGCCAAAAGACUGAAAAGCGUUAUUGAGCAACAUGACGAAGAUGUAGCCACUCUGAAAAGUAGCCCCACCAAUGUGGUUGUUGAGGAUCAACAUCAAAAUGAUACUGACUACAUGUCGAUUUGCACCGACUCCAGCACAGCGUCAAAGAAAGAGGAGGACGAGCCACUCGCAGAGGAAGAAGAGUCCAGUGACGUACUGAAAGUGUCCACAGUUUCAGUGACUGAUUCACUUGACAAGGCACUGGAAAGUAUUGACAACUACUCAAUUUCCCAAAGUGCCGUAUCAUCAGAGUUUAACGAUGAGACAGUUGGCGACAUUACCUUCUCUGCUCUCGAAACUGACCAGGCACUUCAGCGAAGCUCAACUAGAGUUGACCUCAAGUCUGACAGUCAAUCGUCAGUGGAAGCUUUUCAGCAACCCAAAAACCCGCCUCAGCCAAAUGCUGAACCUGCAAACACAGAUGAGGCUCCACAACUGCGAACCAUCAGCUUCUACCGCCGAGAAAAGAAAGCUAAAGAACUGGCCGAAAUUGGCAACGCCUACUCACCUGCUCCUACAGACGACAGACUGAAGCAUCAGCAGGCCGAAGAAGAGCAAAGAAAUGCACGGGAGGAGUUCCUUCGGGGUGUGCACAAUCGCAUUGUCGCCUUGAAGAACGACAUCUCAGAGCACAACCGAAUCUUCAGCCAGGCGAGUCAGGCGCUGAACCUUACCUACCAGGCGACUAACACCGAUUCGGAGCUGAUGGAAGGCAGAGUUGAGGCCGAGCGACUUCUUCUCAUUGCAGAGGAGAAGCGCAAAGCCUGCAAAGGAGAGAUUGAGCGGCUGAAGCGACUGCAAGUCAAUCCCGACAGGUACAUCAGUCAGAGUAUUCCCAGCAGGGGCUUGCUAAAGAUUUCCAACUUGUCCGUUCCACUGCGCAAAGAGUUUGUCGAACUGCGUGCUAAGGGAAAAGCUUCCACAUACUUCUUCAUCUGCCUAGUCAUCAAUGGCCCGCAAGUGUACGUGUCCGAGCUGCUGGACACCUCCAAGUCUGCCGACAAGGACAGUCUGGAGUUCAAGUUUAAGGCCUACUGCAAGGACCUGAAGGACGACUUUGAGGUGGGCAUUCACCUGUACGCCAUGGAGCUGCAGACCCACAAUGCUCCGAAGAAGGAGGCCGGUUUCCGCUCAUUUCGCAUCAAGUUUGGCACCAGCUCGCUGAAGAAGGCAGAGAAGGCUGCGCUGGCCACCAACUCGCCACUGCCCUCAAAGCUGACCGCUGGCGGUAGCAGCAGCAGUUUCAAUUUGGUGGGCGUCGUCAAGUUGACGCUGCCUUUGCUUCGCCAGAAGCCGUUGCUGUACCGAUUUGAGUACCCUGCUGUUGGCCCUAAGCUGCACAUUCCCAUUGACAACUACCUGAGCAUUCAGGAGCAGACGCUGUCUGUGCAGCACCGCCUCACAGUGGAAGGCUGCUUUGACAUUCAGGACCCGAAAACUUCCUUUUGGAACUUGCGCCGCGUGGUCAUCUCUGGCAAUCAGCUCAAGUACUGGCGCUUUCCGGAGACCUCAACUGAGAGCGACUCGCCGCCGUUGGGCGUGAUCAAUCUGAAGCACUGCAUCAACCCGACUGUGUCCAUAUUGAAAGGCGAAGAUCGAGAGAUUUGUAUGCGAGUGAACACCAUUGCCUUGGUCACGCUCAAGCCACCGCCAGUUUCUAAUGCUCAGAAGCUCGUCCAGGGAGGCAAGAUCAGCAAGUCUGUUCCUGAGAGGCUCUUCAUUUCUUCCUCAAGCAAAAGCAGCAUACUGCAGCUUUGCGAACAAAUCAACAAAGUGCUGGGAGGCAUUCGCGCCUGGGAGAAUGACGCUGUCCGUCCAUACUCUGUCGACGAGUUCAAGAGACUUUUACUGAAAAACUAA